CUUCUCACACCUCAACCCACAGCUGGGACCACAGCUACAUUACAACAGGUACAGCUACAAUAGACUGUGGCUAUUAGGCUGCCAGUUAGGUUUAUUUAGGUCGUCUAGGACAGGUUAGUUUUUUUUUAAAUUUUCCAUUGAGAGAUUUGAUCGAAGUUUUUAUAGUAAAAUUAAAUUCUCCCGGGUCGACACAAACCUUAUCAUAUGGACGCAUUUUGGAGAAUGCACUACUUUUGUAAACAGCACCUAAUCUGUUAUUAUUUAAUUCGUAUUCAUUUAUUUCUCAGUGUUUUUUUUUUUUUAUUAUUAUUACUGCAGGAUGUUGCGCAUGCAUUUUCACAGGCAAACACUUGUCUUUCAUCAACCAAUUGCUGUGGUUCAUGUUUUUAUUUCAUGUCUUGGUUGUGAUAAAUUCUUACUGAAAACUGAAAUUAUGAUUGCCAAUUUUACAAGGAUGAGAAGCUUCUUCAUCCUUGGUUUCCCUGGACUUUCACCACAGCAUUAUGGAUCUGUGUCGGCUCUGCUUUUUGUCAUCUACCUAACUAUUGCAAUAGGGAACAUUUUCAUUUUAGCAUUUGUUGUCUAUGAGAAGUCACUGCAAAAACCAACAUAUCUGGUUUUUUGUCACCUAGCACUGAACGACUUAACAUUUGGCACUGUGACUCUCCCAAAGAUCAUAUCAAAAUACUGGUUUGGUGAUGCUAUUACCUCAUUUUAUGGCUGCUUUACACAGAUGUUCUUUGUCCACUAUUUAGGAUCAGUAACUUCUUUUAUCUUGUUGGUAAUGGCUCUUGAUCGAUUUAUUGCCAUCUGUAUUCCACUGCGUUAUCCUGUCCUAAUCACGAACAACAAGAUAUCUGUGCUCUGUGGGUUUGCUUGGUUCAUACCUCUGCCCUUAAUGGUAGCUGUUGUACUACAUGUCCUUACUUUACCAUUCUGUAAAUCAAAUGUUAUUGCUCAGUGUUACUGUGACCACAUUUCUAUAACAAGUCAGGCAUGUGGUGAGGAUGUUAAAAUAGUCGCUGUCACUUCUCUGUGUGUAGCUAUGUUUUGUCUUUUGCUUCCUCUAGCAUUCAUCCUAUUUUCCUACAUUUCCAUCAUAGUGGUUAUUUUGAAAAUGUCUAAUGCUGCCGGCCGAAAAAAGACCUUAUCAACUUGUACCCCACAAAUAUUCAUCACUUGUCUUUUUUACCUGCCCAGAUGUUUUGUUUAUGUUGCUAACACUGUUGGAUUUUCUUUCAGUUUAGAUGUUCGUAUUUUAUUGAUAUUGUUGUACAGUCUUUUUCCUGCUGCUGUUAAUCCAAUCAUAUAUUGUUUUAAGACUCAAGAAAUCAAGCAGAUGUUAAUGAAGAGGCUAAGGAAAACUAAAAUUGGAAUAGAGAUAAAAUUGUCAUAUUAAUGUAAAGCUGACAGG
Molecule: messenger RNA, 1414 nt
Organism: Seriola aureovittata
Lineage: Eukaryota; Metazoa; Chordata; Actinopteri; Carangiformes; Carangidae
Product: olfactory receptor 52E8-like
Exons: 2
Coding region: 320-1399 (359 amino acids)
Biological process (GO): G protein-coupled receptor signaling pathway
Cellular component (GO): membrane
Molecular function (GO): G protein-coupled receptor activity; olfactory receptor activity
Source: RefSeq, a predicted model, not a curated record